Molecule: messenger RNA, 5613 nt
Organism: Rhinolophus ferrumequinum (greater horseshoe bat)
Lineage: Eukaryota; Metazoa; Chordata; Mammalia; Chiroptera; Rhinolophidae
Gene: DENND3
Product: DENN domain containing 3
Exons: 24
Coding region: 111-4121 (1336 amino acids)
Biological process (GO): regulation of Rab protein signal transduction
Cellular component (GO): cytoplasmic vesicle
Molecular function (GO): protein binding
Source: RefSeq, a predicted model, not a curated record
CGGACCGCAACCUUGGCAAACUCAACCCGCUGCUCCUCGGGAGCGCGGGGCCGGGCGGCCGGAGAAGCCCGAGCUGGGUGAGCCCAGCGGGCCGCGGCCGCCGAGCAGCCAUGGCGGAGGCCGCGCCGCAGCACCUGGCGCUGCCCUCAGGGCUGUUGGAGCUCUGCGCGCUGCUGGGGGCCCCACGGGACAGCCUUCGCGGCCCCGACCAGGUUGCUCAGAAAAGGGGAGGCACACAUCUUCCUUCUCUCGAUCCGGAGGUUCUGUCUGUGUUUGUCCCUCCCUUUGUCAGCAAAGAGGACAGCCAGACGGCUGGUGCGAACUGUGUGACUCCGAACAAAAGCAAGAGGCGCUCCUUCAGGAAGAAGAGAGAGAAGCCCAAAGCAGAGCCUGGGAACGGCCUCCUGGAGGGUCCUCGCGGGCCGGACUCUGAGGACGUUUGUAUCCCCAACGGUGUGGACCUGCUCGCCCUGCCUCAGCUGUGCUUCCCAGGAGGCGUGUGUGUGGCCUCUGAACCCAAGGAGGAUGGUGUCCAUUUCCUGGUGCUGACCGACGUCUGUGGGACCAGAACGCAUGGCGUGGUUGCCCAGUUCUACCGGCCGCUGCACGAUGAACACUGUUUCUACAACGGCCAGGCACACUGGGAGCCAUCCCGGCUGAGCGGGAGCAUGGCUGGCGGCUUCGUGCCCUACGCGGUGUGCGUGGUCUCCAGGUUCCCCUAUUACAACGCUUUCAGGGACUGCCUUUCCUGUUUAUUGACUCAUCUGAAGUCCUGUAAAGAUUUUGAAGUGGAGAAUCAUAUAAAAGAUUUUGCUGCCAAACUAUCUUUAAUCCCUAGCCCGCCGCCUGGGCCACUCCACUUGGACCCUCCACGCAGCAGUCUGCCGGGGACAAAACCCUGCCAGCCUCACGCCAGACCCAGAGUCAGAGCAGCUUGCCUCUCUGCCUUCUUCCUGCUUCCAGAAAUGUUUGUAGGCAAAUUUACUGAGUGCUUGUUCUGUGCAGAGACACUCAUCUUUAUUACCUGGACAUAUAACAUGAAACCACUCCAGGUCGUGUUUCCCUCACGAGCGGACCCCGAAAGCCCAGUCAUCGACCUGGACCUUCACCUCCCCUUGCUGUGCUUCAGACCUGAGAAGGUGCUGCAGAUCCUGACAUGCCUCCUGACGGAGCAACGUAUCGUGUUCUUCUCCUCCAACUGGGCCCUGCUGACGCUGGUCACCGAGUGCUUCCUGGUCUACCUGCACCCCCUGCAGUGGAAGCACACGUUCGUGCCCAUCCUGUCGGGGCAGAUGCUGGACUUUGUCAUGGCGCCCACGUCCUUCCUCAUGGGCUGCCACCUCGACCACUUUGAAGAAGUCAGCAAGGAAGCUGAUGGUUUAAUUCUGAUAAAUAUUGACAUCGGGAGCAUCACCUACUCAAGUGACCACAUGGACGUCCCCGACAUCCCUCUCCUGGCCGCGCAGACGUUCAUUCAGAGAGUCCAGGGCCUCCAGCUGCACCACGAGCUGGACCUCACUCGCCUCCGGGCCAGCACUGACCUAAAUGACGGGCGAGCCUGCAGGCGUGCCUGGCAGCAGAGGCUGAACGCCGAGAUACAGCAGCUUUCCCUGCACCUGCUCGUCAGCAUCUUCAGGGAAGUGAAGAAUCACUUGAAUUAUGAACACAGAGUAUUUAAUAGUGAAGAAUUUCUCAAAACACGAGCUCCAGGGGACCAGCAGUUCUAUAAACAGGUUUUGGAAACCUACAUGUUUCAUUCUUUUCUUAAAGCCCGGCUCAACAGGAGCAUGGAUGCGUUUGCUCAGAUGGACCUUAACACGCAGUCGGAAGAGGACAGGACAAAUGGACUGUUUCUUAGUCCAAGGAGACCAACGGUUGAGAAGAUGGCCUCACGCAAAGCUUCGUCCCUGCACGCCGCCCGCAGGCGCCUGGUCGUCAGCCUGCCCAACCUGCAGGACAUCGCCAUUCCCGAGCUGCCGCCCAGGAACUCGUCGCUCCGGAAAAUGGACACCGCCGACCGUCAGAGUGGCAGCACAGUUCUGAAUGUGACCCCUCAGGCGACGUAUACGUUCAAGAUCCCGGAAAUCCACUUCCCCCUGGUGGCUCAGUGUGUCCAGGCGUAUUACAGCGACUUUGUCAACCUUCUGAGCAAAGCUAUGAACUGCCUGGCCCCCGACAACUCCGUGCUGCUGGCCAGGUACCUCUACCUGCGGGGGCUCGUUCACCUGAUGCAAGGGCAGCUGCUGGACGCCCUGCUGGACUUCCAGAGUCUGUACAAGACGGACCUCAGGAUCUUUCCUGCCGACCUGGUGAAGAGGAUGGUGGAGUCCAUGUCGGGGCCUGAGUGCGCCCAGGCCGAGCGGACGCCCGAGCUGAGAAGGCUCAUCAGCGAGUUCCUGGACCAGCCCGGGGAGGCCCCCAAGGCCGACGACCAUGUGAAGAACUUUGAGCUGCCGAGGAAGCACAUGCAGCUGGACGAUUUCGUGCAGAGGGUCCAGGAGUCUGGCAUCGUCAAGGACGCCAGCAUCAUAAGCCGCUUGUUUGACGCCCUGACUGUAGGGCGCCAGAAACUGAUUGACCCAGAAACAUUCAAAGAUCUGUACACCUGCUGGAAGAAGAUAGAAGCAGAGGCCCAAGAGGUCAGUCUGCCGGCGGCGGUGAUGGAGUGCCUAGAUAAAAACGAGUGUGUUUACAAGCUGUCCAGCUCGGUCAAGACAAGCCGCGGUGUGGGCAAGCUGGCCAUGACCCAGAAGCGCCUGUUACUCUUGACCGAAGGCACGCCAGGCUACGUGGAGAUCUGCACCUUCAGGAACAUAGAGGAAGUCAGAAGUACCACAGUAGCGAUUCUGUUUCUCAGAAUACCUACUUUAAAAAUUAAAAUGGUGUCCAAGAAAGAAGUCUUCGAAGCUAACCUUAAAACGGAGUGUGACCUGUGGCACCUCAUGGUGAAGGAAAUGUGGGCUGGAAAGAAGCUGGCCGACGUGCACAAGGAUCCUCAGUACAUCCAGCAGGCGCUGACACACGUCUUGCUGAUGGACGCCGUCGUGAGCACCCUGCAGUCGACCAGCGCCAUUUACGCUGCCUCCAAAUUAUCGUAUUUCGAUAAGAUGAAGAAUGAAAUGCCCAUGGCUGUUCCCAAGACAACGGCGGAGACACUGAAGCACAAAAUCAACCCUUCAGCGGGAGAGACUUUCCCUCAAGACGUCGACGUCUUGCUGUACACGCCAGGGCAUCUUGACCCAGCAGAAAAAGUGGGAGACGCUCACCCCAAGUUAUGGUGCGCACUCAGCGAAGGCAAAGUGAUCGUGUUCGACGCUUCGUCUUGGACCAUUCACCAGCACUGCUUCCGAGUGGGCACGUCCAGAUUGAACUGCAUGGCAAUGGUGGAGCAGAACCAGGUGUGGGUCGGCUCGGAGGACUCCGUCAUCUAUAUCAUCAACAUCCACAGCAUGUCCUGCAACAAGCAGCUCAGUGACCACCGCACCAGCGUCACAGGCCUGGUGGUGCAGGGUGGCACGGCGGCUCCCAGCCAGGUGUACUCGUGCAGCGUGGAUGGGACUGUCCUGGCGUGGGAUGUGAGCUCGCUGCAGGUGAUCCGCAGGUUCCAGCCGCUCAAUGGCGGGCUGUCGUCCAUCAGACUACACCGCGGCUGCCUGUGGUGCUGUACAGGCAACAGUAUUACAGUUGUGACAACGAAUGGCUCUCCCUGUCAAGAACUGAACACCAAAAAGUUCUUCCAGGAGCAAAGCAUCUCCUUCCUCGGCUUCCAGCUCGUCCCUGAGCAGGAGCAGCUUUGGGUGGCGUGCGCAGGAUACAACGACAUCUACAUCUGGAGUCUUGAGGACCUGGCCCGGCCCCCUCAGAGGAUUCACCUGCCGGACUGCUGCAAGGUCAACUGCAUGCUCAGGGUGAAGAGGCAGAUCUGGGUGGGCGGCACAGGGCUGUCGCAGGGGAAGUCCAAAGGGAAAAUCUACGUGAUCAACGCCGAGAGGAAGGAAGUGGAAAAGGAGCUGGUGGCCCACACCGACACUGUGAAGACCUUGUGCUCUGCCGAGGACAGAUACGUGCUGAGUGGGUCAGGCAGGGAGGAAGGGAAGAUCGCCAUCUGGAACGUCGAGUAAACAGGUAAAUGAGCCGGUCAGAGCUGGGCUCUGUGAGCGAGGCCCUGUGCCGUUCGCCUGCUUUCCAGAGCUUUCCCAGAGAAGGCGGGUCCAGAGCCAGACUUCUGGGUGGGGGUGUCCACGGCAGGAGGCUGUGGGCUCUCCAGCCUGUUCUGAGACCCCUGAGGACUCUCUCGGACUUUCCUGAUUAAACUGCACCAACAGCAUUUCAGGGGUGCUGGGGUGCUUCUCAGACAGGCAACUGGACUGUGUGAGAAACUCUGCUGAGAAGUUAUCCUGUAAGUUAGCUAGAAAGUUCCAGAAUCCACAACCAGGAGCCAGCACUGGAGCCAACGGGAAGCAAUUUAAGUCAAAUCACACCUGACCUGCAGACCUCCCAGCUCUGGUUCUGCCUUUCCUCUAUUUCAUUCAUUCAUUCAACAAACACUGACUCCGCACCAGCGUCUGGGGGGCUCCAGCCUUACACGGACUCCGUUUCCAGCACAGCUUAUGAGAAGGGGUGACUUUAAAUGACCACUUUGUGCCUGCCUUGCUGUCCCCCAUCAGAGGUGACCAAAGCUGCCCAGAGAGGGGACAACCCUGGUAAGGCUGCCCGGGAGGGGGUGGUCGGAUGAGGCAAGCUCUGUAGUUUUUUUUUCCUUUUUAACUAAAGCAAAAUUUUUCUAAUGAAACCCAGAGAGUCUUUUGCACCAAAGAGCACAGAUGAAAAACUCCUUCUAAACAAGGACGUAUAACAUUUUUUUUAAAAUAAUAAUAAAAAGUAAAACAAGACGUGUAAUCUGGUUCCCCAGUCAAGUGGCUGCCAUGCAAACUCCCUCACUGGAUGCUGCUGUACAUUUCCCUCCAUCGACGUCUGGUGUAAACACCGUAUGUGUAUAUGGAGAUGGUGCUUUGUUAUUUAACUAAAGAUGAUCUUAUUAGCUGUAACUAAAUAUUUGCCAAAAAAAGACCUGUGCACACUUGUACUAUAGCAUCAGGAGGGUUUCGGCAUGGUUACUGGACAUGGCGGGGGCACCGUGUGCAGGUGCCCGCAGCCUGUCCCCCAGGCUCCCCAUGAGCUCUGUCUCAGGCUGCUGGACCCUCAGUCUCCACACUAGACCUCGCUCCCCGAGAGGUCUCGGAGGGUGCACUUCAGGCCCCCCGAAUGGCCACGUGUCAGAAGCGUCUGCCGUUUCUCCACAAUGAGCUCGGCCUAGGCCUCUGGCUUGGUCUACAGGACCUGGCAUGGACCAAGGUCCAGACCACUGACCGACAUUUUGGGGCCGUCUGGGGAUGUGGUGCUGAAUACAGCCAGGCGGCCCACUCCCAGAGUCUGCUUACCGAGAGGGUGCACUCCCCACUUCCAGAAGGACCGCUCGGCCAGCGGCAGAGGGCAGAGGGCUGAAUUCUGCUUUUGGAAACACAUGAAAAAUUCCAGUAAAAGCCUGUCAGAACUAAAUGAUCUAAUGCCACAUGUAAACCAGGUAUUUUCACCUUGUCAAUAAUAAACUUU